AUGAGACACAAAAAGAGUAUUUCUCUCCAUGGGCCUGACACCAUACGCUUUGCACAAGUGUACAAUAAUCUUGUCCCAAAGAAAUUGAACACUUCAAAUUCUCCAAGUGAUUACGCAGAUUCUUUUCAGGCUCCUAAAAAGAUGUUGAUCCCAUCUUCUGAAAACCAAUAUCCAUUGAAAAAUUCAAUCGAUGCCAAACCUCAGCUAAAAUAAACCUCAAAUUUGCCAAGAUCUCAAGAGCAAAAAGGCGAAAUUUACAUCUCUUAGCAUAAAAUCGCUCUCUGGUUUUAAUGAACGACUUAAAAUUGCCAAAAAAAUUGCCAUGAAAAAGAACAAGAGCUUAAAAGAAAAGGAUAUGAGCCACAGAAUUUCUGUUUACAAUAAAUCAAAGUUUAACCCUGUCCCCAAUCCAGAUAACCCUUCAGGAUUUGGGAUGGGCUUUAAGAUCGAGAGGCUAGAUCCUAUAUGUCUAGACAUCACCUCACUUCGGCCUAAAAUGAAUUUCUUCAAGACAAGUGCAUUCCCUCAUAUAAAAUAUAACUCAACUAGACAGAACUAUAAUGACAAACCUAGUGAGCGCAAAGCUUCGCAUAAAAAACUAACCAAAACUUCUGGAAAAACAACCAAGCAGGGCUCUAAAGCUAUUUUCAAAGGAUUUACUGCAGGAAAUGGUCAGAAUGAGGAAGAAAAGAACUUAAAAGACUUUUGCCCUAAUAUUGAUAUUGUAAAUGGACUCAAACAUCUUAUGGCAAAGAAUAAUCAAAAGCCUAAGAGUUUUUUAAAACCCGAAUUUGAAUCCAGUUUUCCGACUUACAAAACAAGCACAGCAAGGAGGGGACUAAACCUCUGGCUUAGAAAGGAUAGUUCAGUUCCAAGAUCAGAGUCCGCUUUUGGAGGUUUGGAGAUUAUUGAUCCUCUCAGGUCAAGCCAGAUUAUAAAGAAACGUAAAAGGAACUAAGAGCAUGCACACAUUAACCAUAAAUAAGAAAAAGAGUAUAGAUCUAUCAAGAAGUAAAUUAUUUAAUAGCUUUAGAAUAAGAUUACACUUAAUUCAGUACUCAGAGGGCAUCUCCAGAAGGGUGUCACGGUUAGAGGAAAAUCAAUGAGAGUUAUCGAACCAGAUCCGAAGAUGACAACACUGACACCUAAUCUGAACACUUCAAGUAAACUUUAUCAGAAUCCUACUCAAACAACUCCAACAAAGCAUGAAUUAAGAGGAAGAGAGAUUGGCUAUUCAAAGACUCUACGAAACUCAAAAUGCCCUAAAAAUACGCUAAAGAACAACUUUUUAACAGAUCUAAGCUCACUACAAACAAAGACACAUAUCAAAGACUCUCUCAACGCAUACAUCACCCACAACGGCCGGACCAAAAAUAUGCCUAAAAUCUACUCUCUUCCCCUCUCCAAACCCGACCAGUCUCCUUCCCACCCCCAAAACCCCUCUCAGCCACCAAAA
This is a messenger RNA of Moneuplotes crassus, 1456 nucleotides long. NCBI's taxonomy places the organism in Eukaryota, Ciliophora, Spirotrichea, Euplotida, Euplotidae. The record is from the annotation of a GenBank genome assembly.